AUGCCAAAAACAGCUUUAACAGAAGAAGAAAAAUUAAACUUAUCAAAAAAAAAAUUAUUAUUUAACAGAUAUGUUGAACCAGGAAGAUUAUGCCUUAUAGAAUAUGGCCCUUAUGCUGGAAAGCUUUGCUUUAUUGUAGAUAUCAUAACAAUUACAAGAGUAAUCGUUGAUGGAGCUGGUAUAACAAGUGUGCCUAAAACCAUAAUGCCAAUAAAAAGGCUCAAGUUGUUAAAUCAAAGAGUUAAGAUAAAUGCCAAUUCAAAAACCGGAAUUUUAAAAAAGGAAGCUGAGAAAUCGAAAGUUUUAGAAGAAUUCUAUAAAUCCAAUUUAGGAAAAAAAAUGAUGAUAAAACAAAGAAGAGAUUCAGCUACUGAUUUUGAAAGAUUUCAAAUUUAUUAUGCUAGCAAAGAAUUAAAAAAAAAAAUGAAUUUUUUAAAAUCACAAAAAAAAGGACAAUCAAAAAAAUCAAAAGCAUAA
Molecule: messenger RNA, 477 nt
Organism: Plasmodium vinckei vinckei
Lineage: Eukaryota; Apicomplexa; Aconoidasida; Haemosporida; Plasmodiidae
Product: 60S ribosomal protein L14, putative
Exons: 3
Coding region: 1-477 (158 amino acids)
Biological process (GO): ribosomal large subunit biogenesis; translation
Cellular component (GO): cytosolic large ribosomal subunit; ribosome
Molecular function (GO): RNA binding; structural constituent of ribosome
Source: RefSeq, a predicted model, not a curated record